AUGAUUUUAUAUCUGCCUUUGUUUGCAGCCAUCCUAGCUGGGCAGGUCGCUAAUGCCGCUUGCCUUGGUUCAGGCACUUCUGCCACUACAAUCAACAAUGCUCUCGCUAGUGGUGGUAAAGGGACUAUUGUUCAGAUAUGUGCUGGUAUCACAAUUAGCAUAUCGGAAACAAUUGAAUUUACAGCGGACAACCAAGAGAUAUCAACUGAGGGAUACCCUACUGGUGAUACUCGUGCUACGCUUCAAAUUGCUAGUGGGGCAAGCAUAAGUGCCCUGAUUUCUGGGGCUGGUAAAAACUAUAUUCGGAUUCUGAACAUUCAGGUUGACGGUAAUAGAGCCAACGCGGGCUAUAUUCACAAUGGUAGCGCGAAUAUUGAGAUUGGUGGCACCAGCAAUGGCCAGGUUGUCAAAUAUGUUGCUUCGAAGAACCCACGGGCUUGGAGUUGUCUCCAUGUUACCGAAGGAGGUUUAUCCUCUGACUAUUGCACAAAUGCAACCGUCUCCAAUAAUGACAUUGGGCCAUGCGGUCAGUCUGGGACGUCAAAUGGAGAUGGACUAUGGGCGGAUGGCAUAUCAUUCGCCUGCACCAAUUCCUUAGUCGAGAGUAAUACAGUAACUGGAAGUACUGAUGGUGGAAUUGUUCUCUUUGGUGCUCCAGGAACUACUGUCAACGAGAACACAAUAACUUCUUCCUCUUCCUAUCUCGGGUUCGGUGCUAUCAAUCUUGUGGAUGGCACAUAUGAUGGCAAAUUUACCAAUGUCAAGGUUACUAAUAAUAAAAUUACGGGAAAGUUGCUGUUUGGGGCAGGCAUAUCUAUCGGUGCCUGCGUUUGGUCAGGCCCUUGCAAAAGCCCAUACAUCUAUACUGGCCCGGCAACAAUUAGCGGUAAUACUUUUUCUGGGCAUAUCACAUUUCCAGUUGCUAUUAAUGGUUGGACGGGGGGCCUUACAGUGACGGGGAAUACAGUCACUGGCGUAACAAAACCACUUUCAGCCUACGCAUCAGACAACUCCUGUGAUAAUGUUGUCAAAGACCUUUUCAACGCCAAUGAUCUUCUUAGCUAUUAUCCUGCCGGACUAACAGGAACUCACAACCUGCAGAGUGGAUUCGUGGCCAUGUCUGGAAAUGGUACAAAUUUCAUAUGCGCUACCCCCAGUUGA
Molecule: messenger RNA, 1161 nt
Organism: Talaromyces proteolyticus
Lineage: Eukaryota; Fungi; Ascomycota; Eurotiomycetes; Eurotiales; Trichocomaceae
Product: pectin lyase fold/virulence factor
Exons: 4
Coding region: 1-1161 (386 amino acids)
Source: RefSeq, a predicted model, not a curated record